CCGACUCUCCACACAACCAUUACGAGUCGUAGGAUGCCACGGAAAUAAUCUUGGCAUCUUACCUAGGUACUCUGAAAGAGGAGAAGUCUUGGUGAUCUUCUAUCUAGUAACGCUGGAUUGUUUCUAUCUACCAAAAUAUGCUUCUACGGACUACAAGCUAACCAUUAUAUUCAACUCUGGGUUUGUUAGAGACCUUGACGUAUCCCCAAUUGAGCAUACAUUUCAAACAAGUGCCACCCCUACUGCGGUAUGGAUGUCUGCUCGAAUCGCGUAGAGCACGUCGGGCUCCUAGCCGAUGUGGAUGGGGAUAACGAUAACGGCCGAUAUUCUCAGCCGUCAACUCGCACACGCCUUAUCCAAAGGCCCAGGUUGUUUCUAGUUAUAUUGUCAAUCUCAACCCUUCUGAAUGUUGUGCUUUUUGUUGUUUCUCUACACCUAGUAUUCAAAAGUGAGCCUCCGUCCAAAUACGCGAAUCUCCAGCGCAACAACGAAGAACCCUAUGUCCGUGUGACACGGUAUAGUUCCGAAAACGAAACCCUUCAAGACGAGUUAUGGCACAACAUCAACGUUGACUACGGCGUAGUCGCGUUAUCUGAUCAAUGGGCGGCUGAGCAUGGCCUUAGAACGGCCCAAAGAUUUCCAUGGGAUCAGAGCAAAGGGAUAUACAUUUUGCACGCUUUUCAUAAUCUGCACUGUCUUAAAAUCGUCCACAUCUCUCUGGCAGAGUACAGGCGUGGAGCUCCUCAAUCUCGCGACCAGCAUCAUAUCAAUCACUGCUUAGAUGCCUUGCGCAGGCAGAUAAUAUGUGAUGCCGACGACACACCGCGGGCUACUGAGCAUCGGAAAGAGGUGGUCAGUGGGCUUUUGCAGCAUCGCAAGUGUCGUAGUUGGGAAGAACUGGAGGCUUUUGCAAAGCGGCACACGGCGUGUUAUAAGCGUCCCGAAGACCCGAAAAGGGCCAAGGGAAGACCUAUCCUGGAGAGAUUCAAGCAUUGCCCUCCAGACAGCGGGUACGUUGUCAUAGAUGAUUAUAUGUCCCCAGACGAAUUUAUGGUGGGGCUACCAGAGGAGUCGUUGGAAAGUAUCUAAAGGCCUGUCCUCUCUUUUCGUUCGGUUCGCAUAGCACUAUAUUUCGAGUACUUUGUGAUAUGGUCACUUAUUCCUGGGUACUGGUCAAUUGUUCAUCUUCGCGAUUGACGCAACGCUCCAUGCUUAAUAUGUUGUCUAGGGGGUACAUAAACUUCUCCGAACAUCUUUACAUGUCUGUAGGGUCAAUUGCGUGGUAGCUCACUCGAACGAGAUUCGAUGGAUACUAGGAGUAUCAAAUGAAUGUGGAUAAUGCUAGGCUAAAAACAAUAUUUCAACGAUUGUCCUUAUUCCCGUACCAACAUAUUUAAUACCUAAGUUGUCCAUAGUAAAGGUUCUCUCUCUCUCCUUCUCAGCAUUGGAGCUUCUAUGAGAAUUGAUUCAACUUUAGAAAUAUUCAUCCUACCACAAGUUAUUCCUUUAAAUAAUUCCGCAGGUGCGUGAUCCCAUAUUGUAGAAUCACUUAGAGGCGGUACGCUUCUUGAAGGCUUCUGACACGUCAAGUUCAGCCUCUCCCCGUUUGAAGCCCUCUGACAUAUCAACUUCAGGCUCUUCUCUCUUGAAUGCUU
This is a messenger RNA of Hypoxylon trugodes, 1655 nucleotides long. RefSeq lists its product as uncharacterized. NCBI's taxonomy places the organism in Eukaryota, Fungi, Ascomycota, Sordariomycetes, Xylariales, Hypoxylaceae. Gene Ontology annotation, biological process: mycotoxin biosynthetic process. The record is from RefSeq and is a predicted model, not a curated record. The coding region runs from base 250 to 1089 and encodes 279 amino acids. The transcript has a single exon.